Messenger RNA from Beta vulgaris subsp. vulgaris (sugar beet), 1065 nucleotides. RefSeq lists its product as hypothetical. Gene Ontology annotation, biological process: mitotic cell cycle; protein localization to kinetochore; mitotic sister chromatid segregation. The coding region runs from base 109 to 843 and encodes 244 amino acids. Lineage: Eukaryota; Viridiplantae; Streptophyta; Magnoliopsida; Caryophyllales; Amaranthaceae. The record is from RefSeq and is a predicted model, not a curated record. The transcript has 7 exons. Gene Ontology annotation, cellular component: nucleus; chromosome, centromeric region.
GGAAAUCAUUGUUGGCGGGAAAGAAACGCCGAUACGCACAGCACCUCUUUCAAGUUUCAAGUCUCCCCACCUUUCUCUGUCCUCUUGACUCUAAGAAGUUAUAAAGUAAUGGAAGGCAGCGAGUGUGAGGCGAUAUUCGAGUCUCUAAACCUAAAACCUCAGCUCUUCAUCAAUGAAACCCUCAAUCUUGUCGACGAGAUCGUCGAUGGCGCUUUCCAUCACUUUCACUUGGAAGCGUCUAAAUUAUUGAAGAUUGAUGGCUCCGACGACAGAUCUCAGGAUCUUCAAAAGGGUACUGAUUACAUUCACCAUACAAUUCAAGCAACUUUGGACAAGAGACUUAGUAUGUGGGAGCAAUACUGUCUUCGCCAUUGUUUCACUGUUCCUAAUGGAUUUUCGUUACCUUCCGAGGAAGAAGCAUCUGGUGAUGAUCCGAUGGAUCAAGUUGAUCCUAAUGAUGAGCAGGUAGAAGUGCAACUUGCUAAUCUAAGAAACAAGCUUGCAGAGGCUGAGAAAGAGUGUGCUGAACUGAUCCAAGAAUUGCAAGAAUUAGAAAGAAAGUCUACCAUGAACAACCAGCAUAUCGCAUCUGUGAAUGAAGCAUUACAAUUGUAUGAGAGAAGUUCAGCACAUGAUAUGUUCCAAGAUAUGUUUAGAGUUGCAUCUGAACUUCGCCGGAAAAUGGAGCAGCUGAAGAGUAAACAGAUGGAAGAGACUGAGCACAAUAGGAGAACGAGGUUAUAUGAUGCAAACGUAGAUAUGCCUGAAUGCAACUUCAGCAAUGGUCUUUCCAAGUUGAAUUUGGAUGAUUUUCAGGAAUUCAUAGCCACGAUGAACUCUUGAAUUAAGUUUCCCAGGCGAUUGUGGAGGCUCCUUUUCCAAAGAAUUUGCUGAAGUUUUAUGUAGUUUCUGUACAUGUGUAAAGAUCGGAUAGUAGUUGGUUAUUUAUCCUUGUUUGAUUUUUAGUUAAAGAUCAUCAACUUAUUUCUGUACACUAGAUCAUUAAUGAGAUUGGAUCAGUAUUAAACAUAUUAAUACUAACAGAAUUCAAAAGGUUGAGCAUGA